UUCUUUCUCAAUGCUCCAAUGCGUUGGAGGCAUCUUUUCACCGAGCCGACUCAGACUCUGCCUUGGUUCAUUAGGGUUAGCAAGGCCAAGCGUCACCGCUCGUGAUUGUUUGCUCACGACUCAGUUCGCCGUUUCUCCAACGCAUUCUUUGUCGCUCCCUUUCCUUGUUUCUUCCGACGCCACAAAAACUAACUGAGAAAGAGACCACGAUGAACAGGAUAUUCGCUAUAUUUGUGUUGGUUGCAGCUGCUUUGCAUCGCUGUGCGGCGGACGACUCUGACACUCCUGCCGUGACAUGUGGAUCGGCCAUUAAAAUCACCCACGUAAAAUCUGGUGCUGGCAAAUAUCUUCUCUUUGACUCGGAAGGGAAAAACCGACAAGGAGGUAGUGGACAGCAUUUAGCUACUUGGCUUCGAGAUGAUCCGUCCAAUAAUCGAGCCAUGUGGUGGAUCCGUCCUGCUCAUCACGGCGUAGAUGACACGGAAUACCCAACUGGCGGCGAUGCCAGCAAGCAUCGGACGUGUCAUCGGGCAGCGGAAGAAGUCAAAUGCGGCGAUACCAUUCGAUUGACCAACAUGGCAACACGGCGACAAUUGCACAGUCACCAAGUCAAGAGUCCCUUAUCCAAUCAACAGGAAGUUUCCGUCUAUGAAGGACAGGAUUUUGGAGAUGAUUGGGUAGUAGAAUGCGUGGAAUCGUCCGGAGUCUGGAGACGAGGCGAGACGGUUCGGUUGAAACAUGUGCAAACAGGUGGCUACCUUGGGGCCAGCCCGGAAGCAGAGUUUAACGAACGAACCUGUGGCCGAAAUUGUCCCUUGAUGCAUCAUCUAGAAAGCUUUACGAGAGGUGGGAAAGAUCAUCUGUCAGAGAUCCGGGCUGAGCAAGGCAUAUACCUUCAUAUAUAGCUAGCUAGAUUAAAAAAGGGUAGCUAGUCAGAGAAUUUUCUGU
This is a messenger RNA of Seminavis robusta, 948 nucleotides long. NCBI's taxonomy places the organism in Eukaryota, Bacillariophyta, Bacillariophyceae, Naviculales, Naviculaceae. The record is from the annotation of a GenBank genome assembly.